Molecule: messenger RNA, 3453 nt
Organism: Conger conger (European conger)
Lineage: Eukaryota; Metazoa; Chordata; Actinopteri; Anguilliformes; Congridae
Product: CD166 antigen homolog
Exons: 16
Coding region: 228-1916 (562 amino acids)
Biological process (GO): cell-cell adhesion
Cellular component (GO): cell-cell junction
Molecular function (GO): cell adhesion molecule binding
Source: RefSeq, a predicted model, not a curated record
UACUGGAGAGGGCUGGAGACAGACAAUAAACGGCAGGAAUUAAAGAUCCGUCUGAUUAAAUAAGACAGAGAAUCCUACUUUCUUUAAUAUAAACACGUUGAGAGAAAGUGAAGUCGUAAAUCUAUUUUUAUUUCUGCCUCUAACCGGAGAAAAGAUAAACUCUUCGAGUUUUACUCGCACUGCAGGUAAAUCGGGGAAAAAAGACCAAGGAAGGUUAUUUUCUAAGGAUGCAUUCGACAGUGUACUACGUUGGCGCCUUCGUCUUGUCUGUGACGCUUCUUCAAGCGAGCGGCCUGGACACCAUGGUGGGCCUGUACGGAGAGACCAUUGAAGUGGCCUGCAACAAAGGAGUUGCGCCUCCAGCUAAUCUGUUUGUUAAAUGGAAAUAUGACAAGGACGACGGGACCAGCGGAGACCUGCUCGUCAAGAAGAAGGACUCCACGUCCAUCCUGGCCGCAGACGACUACGCCAACCGGGUGAACAUCACCGAUAGAUACAGCCUGCUCAUCGCCCAGGCCAACCUGGGGGACCAGAAGACAUUCACCUGCAUGGUGGUGACCGAGUCCGACGUCCUGACGUCCCGGGUCAACCUCCUGGUGCACAAGAAACCAUCGCCUCCGACAAUCACAGAGAAAGCAGAGGACCUGGAGAAUGGGAAACUAACCACGCUAGGGAAGUGCGUAGCAAAAGACGCCAACCCAGCUGCCAACGUCUCAUGGACCAGGAACGGCCAGCCAUUGGCUGACGAUGGGAAAACGGUCAUAAUCACGCCAGUCACAGAGGUGGACCAAGAGACAGGCCUUUCCACCACCACCAGCACGCUGCAGUACACCGCGUCCAGGGACGACAUGGCCGCCAAAUUCGCCUGCAGCGCCCAGCACAGCCUGGGCCCGGACCAGGAGACCGCCCCCAUGUCCUUCUCCAUCCACUAUCCCACCGAGAAGGUCAGCCUCCAGGUGAACACCCAAGGGCCCCUGAAAGAGGGGGACAACGUGACCCUCAAGUGCAAGGGCGACGGGAACCCUCCCCCCACCAGCUACGACUUCUACAUCAAGGGCCAGAAAGUGACGGUGGACUCGGACACCCACACGCUCGUUGGGGUGACGCGCGACGACACCGGCGAAUACAAGUGCUCCCUCGUCGGGAACACUGAGGUCGUCGCCUCUGAAAACAUCACUGUCAACUUCCUGGACGCCGGUCUGAGUCUCUCGGGGACGGUCGUGAGGAAGGUUGGGGAGAACGUGACGGUGAAGGUGCAGAAGAGCGCAUCCGGCAACGUUAAGGUUUCCUGGACGAAGGACAAUGAGAAACUGGAGAAGCUGCCCAAGUUCGACAAGCUGAAGUAUGCCGACUCUGGGAAAUAUGAGUGUGAAUUUUCCAUGGCCGGUCUCACACAAAGACACUCCUUUACACUGGUCGUUGAAGGCAUGCCGGUGAUCAAGAGUCUGAACAAGGUGAGGGGCAACGACGGCAAGCACAAGGUCCUGAUCUGCGAGGUGGAGGGCUCCCCGAAACCCAACGUCCUGUGGAGCAUCAAUGGCACUUCCGAGGAGAGUGCCUACGUCGACGGGAAGAUCACUCACAAGAUUGUCAUGGUGCCCACGGCCAACCUCACCGUGUCUUGCACGGUCUUUAAUGACCUGGGCCAAGACGUGAGGGCCAUAAACGUGUCGUCCUUAUUUAAGGAGGAGGAAAAAGUGAUGGAAAAACAAGACCAGACGGAUGACUCAGGCGACCAGGCCAAGCUGAUUGUGGGGAUUGUGGUGGGCCUGCUCUUGGCCGCAUUGGUGGUGGGGUUGGUGUACUGGAUAUACAUGAAGAAAUCCAAGCAGGGAAUGUGGAAAACGGGGGAGGAAGCCGGCACCUCGGAGGAGAGCAAGAAGCUGGAGGAGAACAACCACAAAGCGGAGGCGUAGAGGAGCCGAGCCCGCGUUCAGAGAGGAGGAAGGGAAGAAGUGGUAAUGAGAGGCCAUAGUGCAUUUACUCGCUGUUUGAGAGAAGAAGAAAAAAAAAAUCAAAAAGGAGACAUCGGAGCGUUUUUUUUUCUUGAACAUAGAUGACAUCCAUCAGGCUUUUAGUGCAACUUGACCAGCAGAUCUUUCUCCCAAAGUCCUGAGAUGUACAUACUUACGCACCCACGGUCACAGAAAAAAAAAAAAAAAAAAGAAAUUGAAAGAAUGUGUUGUAUAUGGAUUUUUAUUUUGCUGAGUGUGCACUGAAGACUGCUUUUUCCUCCUUUUUGUGUUCCUGGUGAAUGCGCUUUCGUACUCGGUGAAGUAGGUUUCUGGUAUUUUUUCAAUUUUUUUUUUCUUUUUCUUCAUCUUCUCUUUUGGGUAAAAAUGUCAAUUCACUGUACACUACUUAGGCCUAUAUAAAUACACAUAGCCAGUGGUUUCAUGGGCAAGUAUAGUUCGUUUCCUCCGCUCUCUAGCAGGACUGCUGUACACCAAGGACUAAUUGGACUAUUUGGGGAAGAAUCUAUGCUUGUUAUUGCGACUCUGUGGGUUUCCGCUUGGGAGAUGCUUCACUGCUGUUACUUCGCUACACCUCAAGAAUUCAUUUUUGCAUUUGCCGCUUUCAUUCCAAGUGUCAUUUUAACGUCGGUUCGGUUAAAGAGUGGAGUGCAGCAUCUAGGAUUUUGUUUUGGGAAAUAAAAUGAUUGGGAGUUUUUAAAAUCGCGAGCCGAAUUGUCACACCACCCUCUUUUAUUUUUUAUUUUUUUGGUAUGCCAAUCUUUGGGAAAGUUAUGCUGUUUAGUCUUUUGUAACCGUUCUCUUGUUCCUUCACGAAAAUGAGUAAUAUUUCAUUACAAACAACAAAAUAUAUAUAAUAUACAAAAUAAACAGUGCGUUGGAUUUCAUUUUGUCAGUCUGCACCUCUAUGGUACUUUUGCUGGUUUGUGUGGAAACGCUUACUGUGCCGUAAGAACUGGUGAGCAUCCACUGUAGUUUGAGGAGAUUUACUGUACCUGUAAAUAUGGCUGAUCCCCAGAUGCUUUCCCCCCCCCCCCCCUGUUAAUACUGUACAAGACAUGUUAGCUGUGCCUUUGGCGUUAGAUAGGUUUAGUCAAUUUUGCCUUCAUUCUUUCACAAAGUUUUUCACUUCAGCUGUUUGAGAAGGUCGUGUACAGUAGAUCAACUCCUUGCAUUCUUUACAAAAAUAAUAAAUAAAAAAAAUGCUGUUAUGUGAGCAAAUUUCCUUUGUUUUAAUUUUCGUUUUUGAUUGAAGGACGUUGCGGAUAAGGUGCAGGAGGGAACUGUGAAAGCAUUGUUGCGUUAAUAGUUUUUUUGUUCGUUUUAUUUUAGUUGAUUAAAUCCAUCAGGUCAGCAGUGAAACCAAAGAGGGUGAAGUGAGAAGGCCAUAUAAGUAUUGUAAAUACUGACUUUUGUUUUUGUACUUUUGUUUAAAAUAAAAUGUACAUUUUGAAGAAAACAAUAAACUCCUGAAAAUACA